CCCCAGCCCCUGGGCAGCAUCCUUCUGCUGUCCCCUCCGAGGGAGAUGCCUGGGAGAGGGUGGAGGCUCAUCAGAGAGUGGGUAGCACACCCCGGGUCUCAUGCCAGCUCUUACGGGACCGCGGCGGCUCAUCGCGCCUUGAAAUGUCACCAGCGUUGCACAAGGCGAAGGACUUUGGCUUUCCCAUGCCCAAGCAGCACCCAUCACCCAAGAGCCUUUCUCCAGACACCCACAGCUCUGCCAUCGGUGCCCGAAAGGCACCCCGUGCCUCCAAAUUCCAGUCCAGUGGCUUAGACCUAAGAAAUAAAGGUGCUGGGUGCUGCAGCGAAAGAGGGGCAGGACAACAGAUCCGGCCGCUUUGGUCAAGGCAGGGCUGGGCGGGAACAGCAGGACUCUGCUGGUGGCUGGGUCCGCUCGUGGUGAAGUGACGCUGCCCUUGGCUCCGGGUUUGGGCAAACAAAAAAACUCAGGUUUUGCUUUUUCAGGUUUCGCUCUCAGCAGAGGGUCAUGGCUGCUUGGGUAACACCUGUUCUCGCCAGGUGAUGGAAAGAAGCAAGGAAAAGGAAGAAGACCAUCUACAAAACAGUUUGCCUCUCCUUCUUGUUGGUGAUCACAGUGACAGUGCUGCAACGGGGAAUGGCCCCCAGCCAGUUCAUGCAGGGACAGCAGCAGAAAGAGCUGCCCCCUCCGGAGCCCCUGAAAACGCAGAAGAGAAACAAUGCCUUCUCCAUCACCAGCACUUUCUGGAAAAGCCAGAAAGAGAAAGCUCCUGUGAAGGAGCAGGAGGAGGAGGAGAGCGUGAUGGCAAAGCAAGUGAAAUCCUGGGAUGUCACCACUACCAACUGCUCGGCCAACCAGAACUUCAGCAAGGUGGACUGGUUCAAAGGGCUGGAGCCCAACUUCCAGCAGUUCCUGCUCUAUCGGCACUGCCGCUACUUCCCCAUGCUGAUCAACCACCCGGAGAAAUGCAGUGGGGACGUCUACCUGCUCAUCGUGGUGAAGUCUAUCAUCACGCAGCAUGACCGCCGCGAGGCCAUCCGGAGGACCUGGGGCCAGGAGAAGGAGGUGUAUGGCAAGAGGAUCAGGACGCUGUUCUUGCUGGGCACAGCCUCCAAGGAGGAGGAGAGAGCCAACUACCAGAAACUGCUGGAUUAUGAGAACCACAUCUAUGGGGACAUCUUGCAAUGGGAUUUCCUGGACAGCUUCUUCAACCUCACUCUUAAAGAGGUCCAUUUCCUGAAGUGGCAGAACAUCUACUGCGACAAUGUCCGCUUCAUCUUUAAAGGUGAUGACGAUGUGUUUGUGAGUCCUAGCAACAUCCUGGAGUUCCUGGAGGACAAGAAGGAGGGAGAGGACCUCUUUGUGGGGGAUGUCCUCUACAAGGCCAAGCCGAUCCGGAAGAAGGAGAACAAGUACUACAUCCCCAGUGCACUCUACAACAAAAGCAACUACCCACCCUAUGCAGGGGGUGGGGGCUUCAUCAUGGAUGGGCCCCUGGCCAAGAGGUUGCACAAGACCUCAGAGACGCUGGAGCUGUACCCCAUCGACGAUGUCUUCCUAGGGAUGUGCUUGGAGGUCCUUAAAGUAUCACCUGUUGGGCACGAGGGCUUCAAAACUUUUGGCAUUGUGAAGAACAAGAACAGCAAGAUGAACAAGGAGCCGUGUUUUUUCCGGAGUAUGUUGGUGGUUCAUAAACUGCUACCUCCAGAGUUGCUCCAAAUGUGGGACUUGGUCCAUAGUAACUUGACAUGCUCGAGAAAACUCAACGUCCUUUAGCUCAGUCUCUCUGGAGAGCUGGGACUGGAGAGGCUGGGACAACUGAUCCCUGCUCUGGGAUGGGGUGAGCCUCUGCUGGUGGCACACAAGUCCAGGGGCAUCUCCCUCCGGGGUGAGGAGGGCAGAGACACUGCGCUCGCGGGCAGGGUUUGCGAUAGUGUUUGUUCCUGUACUGUAAUGUGGUUCACUUAUCUCCAGCUGGGUUGGGGGUUGCUGAAAAAAAAGAGAGAAAAAAAAAAACAAAACAAAAAACAACAAA
Molecule: messenger RNA, 2035 nt
Organism: Grus americana (Whooping crane)
Lineage: Eukaryota; Metazoa; Chordata; Aves; Gruiformes; Gruidae
Gene: B3GNT7
Product: UDP-GlcNAc:betaGal beta-1,3-N-acetylglucosaminyltransferase 7
Exons: 3
Coding region: 637-1776 (379 amino acids)
Cellular component (GO): membrane
Molecular function (GO): hexosyltransferase activity
Source: RefSeq, a predicted model, not a curated record